Messenger RNA from Corythoichthys intestinalis (scribbled pipefish), 3991 nucleotides. It is a transcript of the gene brip1, whose product is annotated as BRCA1 interacting helicase 1. Gene Ontology annotation, biological process: nucleotide-excision repair; double-strand break repair involved in meiotic recombination. Lineage: Eukaryota; Metazoa; Chordata; Actinopteri; Syngnathiformes; Syngnathidae. The record is from RefSeq and is a predicted model, not a curated record. The transcript is spliced from 19 exons. Gene Ontology annotation, cellular component: nucleus. Gene Ontology annotation, molecular function: DNA helicase activity; DNA binding; hydrolase activity, acting on acid anhydrides, in phosphorus-containing anhydrides. Bases 262 to 3429 code for a protein of 1055 amino acids.
UAUUAUUAUCAUUCAAUAUUAGUAUUGUAUCAGUAUUUUAAUGGAGAAAAGUCAUUCACCUUCGUUCGUUAUAAAGGAGUCCUGCUUUAAGAUGGUCGUCGUUUGUUUACGCCGCUGACUACGUCAAGGCUUCUAUAUGAUGUCUCUUCUUCUCAGAAGAAGAAGAAGACGAAGAAGAAGACGAAGAAGAAGAAGAAAAAGGCGAAGAAGUAAUUUAAGAAUACGCGCGAGCUGAGUCGGUGUUACUUUGAAGUUUCACACAUGUCUGCGUCCUCGGUGGAGUACACGAUUGGGGGAGUGAGGAUCCAGUUCCCCUGUAAGGCGUAUCCUUCCCAGCUGGCCAUGAUGAAUUCUAUCCUACGAGGCUUAAACAACGGUCAGCAUUGUUUGCUGGAAAGUCCCACUGGAAGUGGCAAAAGUUUAGCCCUUCUGUGUUCAGCGUUAGGGUGGCAGCAGGCACAGUAUGAUAAAAUGCAAGCAGACGGAAUCUCUGAAGAUGAGAAACCUUCUAAACUCCCUGGCAAUGUUAUAAAGUCAAAUGUGGCUGCCACAUGCCAAUGCCCAUGCCAUAGCAAAGACAGAUGGACCUCAAAUGCCACAUCAAUAAAGGGUCAUCCUACAGUGCCACACUCAACAGGGAUCUCAGCACAGCUACAUACCAAAUAUGAGACUCCCAAGUCGGUUACCAGAAAAGGGUUACCCGACACUCUGGGUGAGAGAAUCCAGUUUUCCGACAAUGCUGACCAAGACAAAGCAGAUUUCUUGCCUAAGAGGAAACGCAUUCGUGCUGCUGAACCGAAGGGGGUUGUAUUUGAAGAUGUGCCAGAGCUGGAAAGUUACCCUUCACGUUCUCAGUGUUCAGUUUUGGAGCCGAAAAGCCAUGGAACUGACUUGUCCUCGUGCCUUUCCCCUGAAUCAUGCUUCCAUUGCCCAUGUACAUCCGCCAAGGACAGUGCAAAGGAUAAAAAGGACAAAAGGCGGAUACCCAAGAUUUUUUUGGCCACCCGUACACAUAAACAAAUCACUCAAAUUGUUCAUGAGAUGAAGCGUACUGCAUACUCCAAUUCUCCAAUGACCAUACUAUCCAGCAGAGAUCAUACCUGUGUCAACUCCAAUGUGGCACCUCACCCUACCAGGAACGAACUCUGCAAGGACCUGUUGGAAGCCAAAGAUGGAAGAUCAUGCCGGUACUACCAUGCAGUACAUAAAAUGGGCAAUCAGAGAAUUCUGCGGUUGGCCCAUGGAUUUCACCAAGCCUGGGACAUUGAGGAGCUGGUCUCAUUGGGCAAACGGCUUCGUUCCUGUUCGUACUAUGCUGCUCGUGCUCUCAAGCAAGAAUCCCGCAUCAUCUUCUGCCCGUAUAACUACCUCUUAGAUCCAAUGAUCAGAGAGAGUAUGGAGAUUGAUCUUGCAGGCCACAUCUUGGUUCUGGAUGAAGCCCAUAAUAUUGAAGACUGUGCCAGGGAAAGUGCCAGCUUCGUGUUAGACCACAAUAGUUUGCUGAUGUGCAGGGAUGAGCUUGAUAACAUGGUCAGCAACAACAUUCGCCGUUUUAAACAUGAGCCUCUGAGGGAUUUGUGCUAUAGUCUUGUCAACUGGAUCCAGGAGAGCCAAAUCCUAAUGUCUAAUAGGGGAUAUGAAGAGACGUGUAAAGUUUGGAGCGGAAAGGAAAUACUGACCAUUUUUCACACCCUGGGUAUCACGUCAGACAGCUUCCAGAUGCUGAAGGAGCAUAUGGCUGCAGUGCUAGAAAAGGAAGAGGUUGUGGAAUUUCUGAAUGGUAAAGAAGAGAUGAUGCCGGUCACAACCAUCAGCUCAUCAACAUCCAGUACCCUCAAAGGCCUCUUCAUGGUUCUGGACUUCCUAUACAGAGACAACUGCAGGUAUUCAGAAGACUACAGAGUUGCACUUCAGAAGACAUAUUCUGGGAUGAGCAAAGCACCACCUAGGAGGAGAAGUGAUGUGCAGGGCUUCAUGGCCCAACCAGGCCAAAGGUUUAGAGCUAAGACGGGAUCUCUCACAUUGAGUUUCUGGUGUCUGAAUCCCGCUGUGGCCUUUUCUGACAUAAGCAGCACAGUGCACAGCAUUGUUCUGACAUCAGGUACACUGUCUCCAAUGGGAUCAUUCUCCUCAGAACUUGGCGUCAAAUUUUCUAUUCAACUCGAGGCAAACCAUGUCAUCAACAAAUCUCAGGUAUGGGUGGGCACUGUUGGUGUCGGACCCCAAGGCAGAAAGCUCUGUGCCACCUUCCAACAUGCUGAAACAUACGCCUUCCAGGAUGAAGUUGGUGCCCUGCUUCUGCAUGUUUGCAAAGUUGUUCCCAAGGGUGUUCUGUGCUUCUUCCCUUCCUACACGAUGCUGGAAAAGCUGCGGGAUCGGUGGAACAUCAUUGGCAUUUGGGAAGAACUUGAAAAGCAAAAAAAAGUGAUAACUGAGCCUCGUGGUGGUGGCAAGGGUGAUUUUGAUGGACUACUCCAGGCUUACUACAACGCGAUUAAAUCCUGUGUGGAAAGAGAUGGUGCUCUGCUGAUGGCUGUGUAUCGGGGUAAAGUCAGUGAAGGACUAGACUUCGCAGAUGACAAUGCUAGAGCAGUGGUCAGCAUUGGAAUCCCCUUCCCAAAUAUUAAAGACCUCCAGGUUGAACUCAAGAUGAAGUACAACGAUCAGCACUACAAGAAUAGAGGUCUUCUCUCUGGCCAUCACUGGUAUGAGAUUCAGGCUUACCGAGCUCUCAACCAGGCACUGGGGAGGUGUAUACGUCAUAGAGGUGACUGGGGUGCCCUUAUUCUUGUGGAUGACCGUUAUCGGAAAAAUCCGGAUAAGUACAUCAAAGGUCUCUCCAAAUGGAUUCGGCAACUCGUCCAGCAUCAUGCCACCUUCACCAAUGCCAUGCAGUCCCUUAUAGCAUUCUCUCAGCUACAACUGAAGUGUCAUCUUGGGGCAGAUCAUCAGAAUUCAUCCAUCUCCUUGCCAAGCACCAAAUUCAUAAAUGAGGCGUUAUUGGGUUCACCUAAACCACUGGAUUUUAUUGUUUCAUCUCACACGCCAACAAAAGAUAAACAACAUGAAUUACAAGAAAAACCUAGUGAUUUGACUCCAUCAGACAAUCCAGAUGAAAAAGAAGAGGACCAGGCUGUCUCUUUUACUCCUGAACUAUUUCAAGCUGAGGCAAGUGUGAGUGAAAUAAGUGAGAUGAAGUCACCAACCCGGUUCAUUUUAGGAGCAGAGAGUAUGCAGAAUCCCUCUGGACAUGAGUUUGCCCAAAACUCUCCUUUUGAUGAAAAGAGUAUGCUUUCAGUCAACACGGAGAGCAUCGUGUUAUCAGGCAAUGAAGAGACAAAUGUUGUAGAAUGUGGUGAGAAUGUGAGAAACAAGAUCAGGCUCUCGCGAUCCAGACAGAGAGCUCACUUCUCCUCAACAGAUAAGUGACAGGUCAACAAGGUCAUGCUGAUGCAAAUGUUGUUGUUGUUACUUUGUAAAUUCCAUUUAGCUUUUUUUUUUUAAUUUAUAUUUUUUUAUUGUUAUAUCAGGAUAAUCGAUUGGGAGCAAACUCACUUUUUCAGUGAUGCCCAGAUUCCAUAAUGAAUAAAACAUUACAUACAAUAGAGUCUGAUCAUGGCUCACAAUUACAUACCAACAGCAUAACAUUUAACGCAUGGCCAGCCAUUGAUGACGAUAUAAGUCCAAUUCUUUAAACUGGGAGGACAGGCUUCUCCCAAUCAAAAUGGACUGGGCAUCUAGCACCAUCAAUGGCAGACAAUUUAAAAGUGCCGCUGGGAACGCGACCACCCAGUGGCGGUUUUAAGUGGGGGCCACAGAGGCACUGGCACCCUUUCUAAUUUUAUGGCCCCUAAAGUGCCCCGGUUCCCAUUUAAUUACAAAACAUGGCGAUCAGCGAACCUUUUUCUGGAGUGUGAGUGAAUGAGAUACUUUUGUUUCAAGUUUUUUUUUUUUUAAUAUUAAUGCUACUUUUGUGUUUGAAAUAGCUUUU